AUGUGGAAGCUCCAACUGGGCACCACUGACCAACCAGAGUCAGUAUUGAACCUCUUGAAAGGGCAUGGGUUAACCCAAACACAGAUAAAGAAAUUGGUCGCCACUCGUCCGCUGAUUCUUUUGGCUGACCCACUCAAAACCCUUAAACCCAACUUCGAGUUGCUGAAGACAAUGGGAUUUUCUGGUGUUAACCUGGUGAAACUACUCCAAAGAGACCCAAGAAUACUUGAAACCGAUGCACAUACAGUAGUUGAGUUCUUUAGGGCUUAUGGAUUCAGUGAAAAGCAAAUUUCAACAUUGACCAUGAAGCGCCCCAAUUUAUAUUUAUAUAAUGCACAAAAAAUUUUCACGCCUAAGUUGGAGUUUUUCAAAUCUGUUGGCCUGUCUGGAGAAGAAAUUGCUCAAAUAUUGUCCUCAGAGCCUUAUAUUUUGGAAAGGAGUCUCGAAAAUCAUAUCAUACCUUCUGUUGAUGUCAUAAGGCGUAUCCUUGGCACCGAUGAGAAAGUAUUGAAAGCAAUCAAGGCAUGCUACCGCAUACUUGAAUACAAUUUGGAGGAGGUACUUGGUCGAAACAUUGAAAUCUUGAUGAAUCAUGGUGUACCCAAGUCAAUAGUUUUGAAAUUGAUGAUGAUUCAACCAAAGUCGCUGCUUGUGAGAACUACUCGAUUUGGAGAGGUUGUCGGUGAAAUAACGAAAUUAGGUUUUAAUCCCUCUUCUCUACUAUUUGUUUUAGCUGUCCGCUCAAUGGCAGUCACGAGCAAAUCACUGUGGGAACGGAAAUUUGGAGUUUAUUGUAGUUAUGGUUUGUCAGAGGAUGAGAUUAUUAAAGCAUUCAAAUUGCAGCCCAUGUGUAUGAUCACUUCAGAAAAGAAAAUCCAGAAAUUGAUGACUUUCUUUGUGAAUGAGCUGAAGUUGAAGCCUUCGAUGAUUUCCAAGAAUCCGAAUCUUAUGCUACUUAGCUUGGAAAAGAGGAUUAUCCCAAGGUGUUCAGUUUUACAACUUUUGAUGUCAAAGAAUCUGAUUAGGAGAGAUACGAGCUUAGUUUUCGCCUUCAGAAUGUCGGAAAAGAUGUUUAUGGGGAAGUUUGUGAGCAAGUAUCAGAACGUGAUUCCUGAAGUUGUUGAAGCAUAUGAAGGCAAGAUAAAGUUUCAGGGAUUUCCUGUUGCUUUAAAAAUGUAAAUGGAUAUAUUGUUGUAGAAUAUGUCCAGCAUAGUACUUCAAGAUCUCCUGUCCGGCACAGUUAUUUGAGAUCUCGACUUAAAUUUAAAUUAAGAUUGCACAAGUUUAUCUGGAUUGGUUGUCCAUUCCUUGCUCUGCUGUAUCAGUUGAUGGCAAUGAGAUGAUGCUUUCCAGGAAAUGACAGUGGUCUUGUUUAUUAGCAAUGGCAAUAGCCAUUACAGUUCUGGAGACUCUCCUCCCUGUCCUCCAUUUAGUUGCCAAGGAAUGACAGAACUGAAGGAUUAUAAAGUCCUCUGUGAGAUAAACAUCAAGUCACUUGUUGAAUUUUAAGCAGUCAGGUUUUAAAGCUUUUAAUUUUAUUAUUUGAACAUCACAUUUUCUUCAAAUUAUUAUUCAAUUGAUUUGAUCAUUGGCACAGUGAUUUUAUUAUUCUUUUUUAUGCUUUCUCUAUAAAGAAAAAUGGUUAGCUAAAG
Molecule: messenger RNA, 1652 nt
Organism: Ilex paraguariensis (yerba mate)
Lineage: Eukaryota; Viridiplantae; Streptophyta; Magnoliopsida; Aquifoliales; Aquifoliaceae
Source: the annotation of a GenBank genome assembly